GGUGUUCAACAUUACUACCACUUUAAUUUGCUAUUAACUGUGUGUAAUAUAUAAAGCAAAGGAUGUCUAAUUCCACCACCUUGAAAGUUGUCUCAGUUGUCAUAUCAGCUUUUGCCAUCGUGCAAAUGGCACUUGCGGGUGACCCAGACAUUCUGAGUGACUUCAUAGGCCCAAUAAAUGGCAUGAUACCAGAUGGGAACUUUUUCACCUACACAGGCUUCCGUGUCCUGGUAGGUCAAAACUCACCACCCUCAACUUUCAAAGUAUUGAAAGCAACCAUGGCAGAGUUUCCAGCACUGAACGGACAAAGUGUGUCUUAUGCUGUUCUUCAGUUCCCAGCAAAUACCAUCAACCCACCCCACACUCACCCUCGUUCUGCAGAGCUUCUUUUUGUUGCACAAGGUUCUCUUCAAGUAGGGUUUGUGGACACCACCAACAAGCUCUUCACGCAGAGCCUUCAAGCUGGGGACAUGUUUGUCUUCCCAAAGGGUCUUGUUCACUUCCAACACAACGCCGAUGCUAGUAAGCCUGCCCUUGCUAUUUCGUCCUUUGCUAGUGCCAACUCCGGCACGGUUUCUCUUCCCAACACGCUCUUCAACACCUCCAUUGAUGACACUGUCUUAGCUUUGUCCUUCAAGACUAACGUUGCCACCAUUCAGACUUUGAAGAAAGGCUUUGCUCCUUAAACCUGAUAUCAUGUUCAUGGAGGCCUGCUUAAUUUGUUUCGUUCCUUAGUUUUUAACCUGCUGUUUUUUUUUUCUUCUUCUUUAUUUGAUUGUUCAAUGAGUGCUUAAUUGUGCAAUUGUUUGAUCUUGUUAUUGUUUUAUGAAUAAGGAUAUGAAAUAACAGCAUCAUUAACAUUAGUGCUUUUCACGUCUUA
Molecule: messenger RNA, 880 nt
Organism: Glycine soja
Lineage: Eukaryota; Viridiplantae; Streptophyta; Magnoliopsida; Fabales; Fabaceae
Product: germin-like protein 9-3
Exons: 1
Coding region: 63-686 (207 amino acids)
Cellular component (GO): cell wall
Molecular function (GO): manganese ion binding
Source: RefSeq, a predicted model, not a curated record